Eimeria acervulina is the source of this 9846-nucleotide messenger RNA. RefSeq lists its product as hypothetical. Bases 1 to 9846 code for a protein of 3281 amino acids. Gene Ontology annotation, biological process: regulation of transcription by RNA polymerase II. The transcript is spliced from 3 exons. Gene Ontology annotation, molecular function: transcription coregulator activity. NCBI's taxonomy places the organism in Eukaryota, Apicomplexa, Conoidasida, Eucoccidiorida, Eimeriidae. Gene Ontology annotation, cellular component: nucleus; SWI/SNF complex. The record is from RefSeq and is a predicted model, not a curated record.
AUGCUGCAGCAGCAGCGCCGCUGCAAGGCAGCAACGGGGGGGCUGCCGAACCCAGCAGCAGCAGCAGCAGCAGCAGCAGCAGCAACGGACAGCUCAGCAGCAGGGGCUUCAUUCUUCCCUGCCUUCCUUGAAGGCUCCGUCGUGCGGCCGGUGUUGCUGGGUGGGGAGAAUACGCCUCCUGCACAACAGUACAGCAGCAGCAGCAGCAGCAGCAGCAGCAGCAGGAGCUGCUGCUGCAGCAGCUGCUGCAGCAGCAACAGGGGUAGCACUAGUGAAGGCUGCAUGUGCGGUGGCAUGGCGUCUGCAGCAUACACCGCAGCAGGAGAGAGCCGGGGUGAAGAAGCCACAGCAGCAACAGCAGCAGCAUCAGCACCAGGAACAGCAGCAGCAGCAGCAGCAGCAGCAAAAUGUCUCCCGGAUAUAGCGUUAAGUGAUGUGGUUUGCAUGAAGCAGACCCUGAGGGCUUUAGCAGCACGCCGUGUGUAUGCAGCAGCAGCAGCAGCUGCUGCUGCUGCAGAUGCCCCUUUUAGUGAUUCAGCAGCAGCAGCAGCAGCAGAUUUUGGGGGGCGCCCGUCUUCUGCGCAAGCAACAGCAGGAAAGGCAGCAGCGGCAGCAGCAACAGCAGCAGCAGCAGACACUGCUCUAUUUGCGGCGCAGCGGCGUUCUCUGCUGCAGCAGCAGAUAAACCCAGGGCCUUUGCUGCUGCAGCAGCAGCAGCUGCAUGCAUGCGGCCGCGAGGGAGUAGCGGGAAUUCAGCUGUACGUACACCUCAAACGUGCUGCAGUGGUAGUUGGAGACACCGUAAUGAAGACAGUGCGCACUUCAAGCAACCCCGUUGCUGCUGUUCUAGCGCCUGCUGCUGCUGCUCCUGCUGCUGCUGCUGCAGCAACAGCAGCAGCAGCAGCAGGAUAUACUUUGCAGCAGCAAGGCGAGCCGCUGCGACUGUGGCUACUUGAAAGAAGAGGGGCUGCUCGCCACAGCGUCGUUGAGUGCUUCAGCCUCAGCAGCAACAGCAGCAGCAGCAGCAGCGCAGCAACAGCAGCAGCAGCAGCAGAGGGACGAAUUUCUGUCGACAUUCCUGCUGCUGCUGCACAAAUAUGGGUCAGUGCUGCUGCUGCAGGCGCUGCCUUCGUGCCGCCGCACUCAAACUCCUGGCUGCGACAGCAACAGCAGCAGCAGCAGCAGCAGCAGCAGCAGCAGCUAGCGCCAGAGGCUACUGUACCGCUGCUUUAUUCGAUAUCUACUCGUAGAGGGGGAACCCUCAGACCUGUGCGCUUCCGCUGCUGCAGCAGUUGUCUAUACGGCAGCAGCAACAGCAGCAGCAGCAGCAGCAGUUGUUGCAGCAGUUGCGGAAAUCCUGCUUCAUUUGUGACCUUUACUCAUGCUAGUGGCAGCAGCAGCAGCAGCAGCGGUAGUAGCAGCAGCAGCAGCAGCAGCAGCAGCAAGGCUGCGAUCGAGAUAUUAGGAAUGAUAGCGGAGCUGCCACUUGCUGUUGCGUUUGCUGCAGCAACGCAGCGUUUGCUGCUGCUGCUGCUGCUUCCUCUUGACGAAGAAGAAGGCUUACCGCUAAUGGAGCAGCAAACGCAGCAGCAGCAACACGCAGCAGGCGGAGAACUACUGCUGCAGACACCUAAGCAGCAGCAGCAGCACCAACGACAACACGAGCAGCAGCGGCAACAAGAGGAGCAGCAGCAGCAGCAGCAGCAGCAGGUAAGCUGCUCUGAGGAUUCUCCCCUGUAUGAGCUGCAGCAGAUCCGUUCCUUUGCAUGCGCAUCUGCAGCAGAAGGAGGAGCAGCGGGAGGCACUGCAGCAGGAUCAGCAGCAAGUGCUGCUGCUGCUGCAACGGCGGCAGCAGCAAGUGCUGCUGCUGCUGCUGCAGUGCCGCAAGCACUCCAGCAGCAGGGCUACCACGCGGUGUCUCCCCCUGCGCUGCUGCUGCUGCCUUGGGGGAGGCCUGCUGCUGUUGAGUCGCGGUUGCGUUUGCUGCUGCUGCUGGAGAAGCAGCAGCAAGUGCUGUUGCUGCCACUCCCUGCAUGCAGCACCUGCAGCAACAGCAACAGCAACAGCAGCAGCAGCAGCAGCGAGUGUCGCAUUAUUCCGAAUGCCCUGGCAUUCUGCUGCUUAAAGGAGACAGCAGCAGCCGCAGCAGCAGAAGCAGCCCUGCCUCUAACAGAUGCAGCAGCGCGUAGGGGACGCAUCGACGGCUGCGCGCUGCUGUCUGUCUCCCUGCCGCUGCAGCAGCAGCAGCAGCAGCAGGUGGAGGUGAGGGGGAAGAAACCCAAGGGAGGCUGCUGCUGCUGCUGCUUCCCGCUGCUGCAGCACGAGCUGCCUCGAUACAUGGUGGUUCUGCAUAUCGACGGGGCCUUGCGGCUGUACGCAGGUAAUUUGCUGCUGCAGCAGCUGCUGCUUAUUCACCCCGAAGGAAGUUUGCUGCAGCCUGCUGCUCCUGUGGCGAUCUCCACACCAGCAGCAAAUACCUUCACAGUCACGCUUCUUCUGCAGCGGCAGCAGCAGCAGCAGAAAGAGCAGCAGCAGCAGCAGCAGCAACAGCAGCAGCAACAGCAGCAGAUGGGACUUCUUAGAAGCUACCGCUGCAGCGUGAGGCUGCAGCACAGCAGCUGGCUGCUGCAGAGCUGCAUGCGGGUCCUCUUGGCGUUGCUGCAGCAGCCGGCAGCAGAAGUGCUGCUUGCUGCUGUCUUCCGUCUCUGUCAGUCGCCUGCCUGCCUUGCGCAGCAGCAGCAGCAGCAGCAGCAGCAGCAGCAACAGCAGCUUGCUGCAGCGGGAAUAGAAGAAUCCCUGGAUGCCGCCUCGCUUGAGUGGAGCGCCUUUUGUCGGCUGCUUUGUUUUGAGGCUUUCUCCCCCUGCAGCAGCAGCAGCAGCAGCAGCAAGUGCAGCAACAGUAGCUGCAGCAGCGGCUGCAGCAGCGGCUGCAGCAGCAACGGCAACAUCGAGCACUUUGCGGUUGCUGCAGCAGCUGCUGACCUGCUACAGCUCCAUGCUGCAGGGCUAUCACAAGAAGAGAAUGUGCUGCCCAGACAGCAGCAGCAGCAGCAGCAGCAGCAGCCCCUGUCCAAAGCAGCGGUAGGGCCAGAAGCAGCAGCAGCAGCAGCCGCAGCAGCAGCAGAUGCUGCAGCGUCUCCUGCGAAGCGUUUGAGAAGGUCGUCAUUGUCGCAGCAACAACACGGAGACAGCUGCAGCAGCAGCAAGCCCUUCUUUGCUGCUUCUAGCUCUAACGAUUAUAGUUUAGGGGAUAAGGCAGCAAACGCAACAAAAUUGGCAGCAAGUGCAGCAGAAGCAGCAAGUGCAGCAGAAGCAGCAAGUGCAGCAGAAGCUAAAACUGCAGCAGCAACUGCAGCAGCAUUGCGAAGUCUUGACGAUGAAGGCCUGGGGCCGCUCGCCUCCAUUAUCUGCAGCACGCAGGAGAUACUCCAGCAGCAGCAGCAGCAGCAAGCGCAGCAGCAACAGAGGCAGCAGCAGCAGCAGCAGCAGCAGCAGCAAGACAACGAAACAGCCUUCAUUGCACAUGCUGCUCCAGAAGCCCUUCGUUCUGCGCUGCAGUUCCCAUCUGCAGCAACAGCAGCAGAAGCAGCAGCAACAGCAGCAACAACAGGAGCGGCUUCUGCUGCUGCUGCUGAUGGUGUUUGCUGCUGCAGCGAGAGCGAACUCCCUGUGCUGGGGCUGCGGCAGCAGCUGCCCUGCAUUUUUCUGGUGCUGCAUUUGCUGCUAGAAGAUUUGCUGCUGCGGGAGGUGUCUGCUGACCUCGGAGUGCAUCGGCUUGUGCUGCUGCUGCAUGCGCUUGCAGGUUUGCUGCAGCUGCCUCUCUUCGCCAGCUAUUACCAGUGCUGCUUCGCGUCCACGUUGCAGCAACACAGCAGCAGCAGCAACAACAACAACAGAUACAGCAGCAGCAGCAACAGCGUGAGCUGCAGCAAAAGACAAGGCUGCUGCAGCGCACGUUGUAAGGUGCUGCGGCGCCGCUAUGCAGCAGCAGCAGCUGCUGCUGCUGUCGGGCAACUGCAGCAGGGUGUUGUUGAUGCUGCUGCUGCUGCUUGCCGCUGCAGCAGCUGCGAGCCACCCCUCUUGUUGUGGCUGAGGCAGCUGCAGCAAGUACCUUCGUGCAUUGACUUGCUGCAGCAGCUUGCAGGAAGGCGCCCUGCGCAGCAGCAGCAGCAGCAGCAGCAGCAGGGCUCCGCUGCUGCUGCAGCGCUGCAGCGGCUCACCAGGAAGCACGCAGCCCUGCUCGACAGCAGCAGCAGCAGCAGCAGCAGCAGCAGCAGCAGCAGCAGCAGCAGCAGCGCCCUUGGGACCGACCACCCCGUGCAGCAGGCGAUGGCCGUCGACACUCCGCAGCAGCAGCAGCAACAGCAGCAGCGCACAGUUGUAUACCCUUCGCUGCUGCUGCCCCUAACGCGUUUUGCUGCUGCUGCUGUUGCUGCUGCUUUUGGCGGCGAAGUGCAGCAGCUCUUCCCUGAUACAAUCACUCCUCAGGGACCGCAGAGCUGUGUCUCUUCUCUGCAGCAGCAAGAGCAGCAGCAGCAGCAAGAGCAGCAGCAGCAGCAGCAAGAGGGUCCGCUAUGGAAGGUGCUGAAGCUCAGCAGCGAAGCAGGCCUAGACAACGACUUGCUGCAGCAACUAGCGCUGCCGCUGCGGUUGUGGCUGUGUGAGGUGUACAGACAGCUCGGACCCUCAGAAGACUUGCUGCAGCGGGGGCUGCAGCAGCAGCAGCUGCUGCUGCUACGCAGGCCAGAUGUUGCUGCUAACCGCAUGCUGUUGCGCUCUUUGCAGCGGCGAGGCGCCAUCGCAUGCAGCAGCAGCAGCAGCAGCAGCAGCACUAACGAGACCGGGGAUACCGCAGCAGGAGAGGUGCUGGCGCGGCUUGUGCUUACCUCAGGAUACAGAGACAGAUCUGCUGCUGCUGCUGCUGCUAAGAAUCGUGGCAGCAGCAGCAGCAGCUCUAACGGGGGUCUCCCUUCCCUGCAGCAGCAGCAGGAAGAGCAGGAGUGCAGCAGCAGCAGCAGCAGCAGUAGCAGCAUGAAGGAGCUGGCGAAGCGUUUGCUGAACCCUUCUUCCCCGUGCAGCGCUCGCGUGCUGCUUGAGUCUCCUGCUGCUGCUGCUGCUGCGCUUCCGGAGGAGCUGCUGCGGCUGCGGCAGCAGCAAGCGCUGCAGCGGCGGCUGUCGCUGCCUCUCGGUUGGGGGGCCCUCAGGCUGGGGCUGCAGGACCCUGAGGUGUAUAUACACUCCACGCUGUCGAUCUCUCCGCUUGAGCUGCGCUGCCAGAUCGUCACUGUUGCCCCGCUGCAGCAGCAGCAGCAGCAGUUGCUGCUGCUGCGGAGACAGCAGCAGCAGCAGCCGGCAGACUUCACUUGGGACCCCCUAGAUGAGGAGACACUUCCGUUGCAGUUUGCUCCAGAGACAUUCUAUGCUGCAUGCGCCGCACCGGCUGCUGCUGCUGCGCGAGCUACUCCAGCAGCAGCAGCAGCAGCAGCAGCAGCAGGGCGCCCGAGCGCAGGCCGUUACGUUUACGUGCACUCCCCACAGGCGCAGCAGCAGCGGUCUUCUCGCAUGCAAAUAGCAGCAGAAAGCCUUGCUUGGCCAGCCUUCAGCAGCGCAUGUGCUGCUGCUCUUGCUGUGGGGCCCCACAGGUUGAGAGGAGCAGCAGCAAGACGAACGCGCUGCAUCUGGGGGAUCAGCAGCAGCAACAGCAGCAGCAGCAGUGGCAGCAGUGGCUGCUGCUGCCGCACAAGGGCGGGCUCUUCCGCUGGUGCCCUGGAGACGCAGCAGCAGCAGCAGCAACAACAACAACAGCAGCAGGAGGAAGGCCGCGGCUUAUUCUGGAGCUGGCUGCAGCAGCAGCAAGAGAUAGUGUCUCCUUCUGAGUUUGGGGGGCUCUGCCUUGGGCUGUCUCUUCAGGGACAGCUGCAGCAGCUGCAUGCAGCAGAGUGGGUUCAAUUGCUGCAGGGGGCCCCAGCAGGCAGCAGCACGCUGCUGACGGGGCUGCUGCUUGCUGCUUGCUGCAGCAAGAUCGGCAGCUGCAGCACGAGCCUCCGUCGCCUCUGUCUCCUCCACCUGUGCCCUGCUCCUUUAGUCUCUGCUGCUGUCUUCAGCAGCAGCAGCAGCAGCAGCAGCAGCAGGGGACCAGCAGAGGCUGCAGCACUUGUGGGGCUCGGGUUGCUGCACUUCGGCUCUGCAGAUUCAUCUGUCACCACGACGUUGCUGCAGCACCUGCUGCGGCCCCCCUGGCUGCUGCAGCAGCAACAACAGCAACAGCAACAGCAACAGCAGCAGCAGCAGCAGCUGCACCUGCACCUGCAAGAGAGACACGCCUACGCCUUCAGUGCUGCCUGGGCAUUGGGAGCUGUCUGGGCCGGUCGCCUAACGCCCAGCAGCAGCAGCAGCAACAGCAGCAACAGCAGCAGCAGCAGGAGGGAGGACGUGAAGGGCUGGAGAGAAGAGCUGCUGCUGGUAGCAAACCUGACGACGCCUUGGCCUUGGGGAGGCAGGGCGGGUGCAUGCAACAGCAGCAGCAGCUGCAGCAGCAGCAGGAGCGUAUCUGAGGAGGAGACGCCUUUGCAACGUUGUCUGUCUCUGGUGACAGCAGCAGCAGCAGCAGCAGCAACAGCAGCAGCAGGAGAAGGAGGAGCUGCAAGGGGGCCCCACCAGCCUCUGGUAUUAGGCGAAGAACAUGCGCGCUUGCUGCUGUCUCCUUGGGGGUGUAGACAGCUGAAGGGACAGCAGCAGCUGGGCCCCAGCAGCAGCAGCAGCAGCAGCAGCAGCAGCAGCAACGCGCAUGCAGGGGGUGUAGAUGCUUGUCUGUUGGGGGCCCCUGCAGCACUUGCUCUGGGCCUAAGCCACCUGGCUAGCGGAGAUGAAGAGACAGCGCAGCUGCUGCUGCUGCCUCAGACACCGCAGCAAAUUGAAGAAUGUCUGCCCUACACUGUAACGCAUAAGGUGCUGGCCCGUUGUUUGAUUCGGCUGCACUUUAUAAGGCCCUCGCACUUGUGGGUUGUCCAGCAGCUGCCCCCAAUCCUCAGAGUACUCCCCAGUGACGGCCCUCUCCCUGCUGCUGCUGCUGCUGCUGCUGCUGCUGCAGGGACAGCAGCAGCAGCAGCAGCAGCAGCAGCAGCAGCAGCAGCAGCAGCAGAUGGGGCUGUAACAGCUCCCUGCAUGCCCUACGCCCACCUCGUCAACCCCCAGAACGGAUUGCUGCUGCCUCGUGGGGAGCGUCUCCGCAGCAGCAGCAGCAACAACAACAACAGCAGCAGCAACAACAACAGCAGCAAUGUAAAUUUGUACAAGGCCAGCCUGCUGCGAGCACACUGCAUCGGCGCGCUGCUGUGGGGCAUCGGGCUGCGGUUUGCUGGCAGCAACGACCCUGCUGCUUUGCUGCUGCUGCUGCAGUACUACGCUACCUUUGCAUGCAUGCAUGUUGCUGCAGCAGAGCCUAGCCCUCUCCAAGAGGAGGUGCAGCAGCAGCAGCAGCGACAGCAGCCGCUUGUUUGGGUCCCCUCCCUGCCUAUCCGGUGUCCCCAGCUGCAGCAGCAAGUAGGCCUUGAUGCUGCUGCUGCUGCAGCAGUGCUGCGCUGCUGCUGCUGUGCACUUGCAUGCGUUGCUGCAGGGACAGGAAGAAAAGAUGUCUUCGCUGUGCUGCUGCGGGAGAGACACCGCCUCAGCAGCGGCAGCAGCAGCAGCAGCAGCAGCAACUUGAAGGGGUACGCAGAGCAGCUGUUGCUGCACCACUGUGUGGGGUUGCUGUUCAUGGGAGGCUGCCGGUGGUCUCUGCAGCGCAGCAGCAACCUUGCUGUUGCUGCUUUGCUGCUGUCGCUGCAGCCUCUUGCUGCUGCAGCCCCCACAGACAGCUGCGGCAGUUUGCUGCUGCAGCAAGCAGAGCGACAUCUCUACGUCUUAGCAGCAGAGCCUCGACAUCUAAGAGCAGCAGAAAUCAACACAGGUAUAUCUGUCUCUCUCCCAGUAGAGCUGCUGCUGCGGCGGGACCGCCCUGCUGCUGCUGCUGCUGGUGCUGCAGCAGCAGCAGCAGCAGCGAGCUGCACUCGGGUGUACGUACGCCGCCUCUGGCUGCCUGCUGUGCUUCCUGAAGCAGCUUCUAUCUUAGGGCUGCGGGUAGCUAGCGCUAAGUACUGGCCCCUAGCGAUUAGCAGCUGCAGCAGCAGCAGCAGCAGCAACAGCACGUGCUGCUGCUGCUGCUGCUGCAGCUGCCAGGUAGAAAGCCUCCUUGCAGGGGGGCUGCUGCUUGUUAAGAGAAGGGCUGUUGCUUUGCUGCAGUCGCCUAUCCCUUUCCGCUGCAUGCAGCAGCAGCAACAACAGCAGCAGCAACAGCAGCAACAGCACCUUGCGUUGCAGCUGCAGCAGCUGCUCGCAAGCAAGGAGUCCCCUCAGGAAAUGCUGCUGCAGCUGCUGCACCUGGCUUGUGCAGCAGAAGGAUGUACAUUGGAGGGGCUGCAGCAGCAGGUUAUGCUUGCGUCCAGCGUCAAUCGGCCUGCUGCUGCUGCUGCUGCUGCUGCACCGUUGUGGGGUGCUGCUGCUGCAGAGCCGUGGGCAGCAACGCUGCAGCAGCUGCUGCCGCAUGCAGCAGACCAAAACAUUGGAGUGGGUUCCUUUCGCGGGGACGGGCUGCUGCUGUUGCUGCUGCUGCACCACUUGCAGCAGCAGCAACAGCAGCAACAGCAACAGCAGCUGCAGUCCACUGGGUUGCAGAGUUUGUUGCAGCUGCACACCGGCAUCUCCCCCGCAGCAGCUGCUACAGCAGCUGCUGCAGUAACUGCUGCAGCAGCAACUCCUGAAGCAGAGCAGCAACUUGCUGCUGCUGCGCGUUGCCUGUGGUCCCAAGACGGCGCCGCCCCAGCAGCAGCAGCAGCAGCAGCAGCAGAGUUGCUGCCGCUUCAAGAGUGCGCUGUUGAGGACAAGCUGUACGCGUGGCCGUUGUUGCAGCACUUUUCAGCGUUUGCAGCAGCAGCAGCAGCAGCAGCAGCAACAGGAGGAGCAGCAGCAGGAAGCUUUCGCCCCGACCCGCUGCAACUGCGGGGCCUGCGGCUGCUGCUGCUGCUGUCGUCUCCUCUCUCCUCCAACCGAGCCACCCCUGCAAGCAGCAGCAGCAGCAGCAGCAGCAGAGACCUGAUGAAGCCUUUGGUGUCGCGUUCGUUGCUGCUGCGCUGCAGCAGCAGCACAGCCACAGCGCUGCGGCGCUCGGAGGCGGGGCGAUGCGCCUUCCUCUCUUUUUUCGCUGGCUGCCUGCAUGCAGCAGCAGCAGCAGCAGCAGCAGCAGCAGAUGGUGCUGCUGCUGCUGAGGAGGAGGAUUUCAAGGGCCCUGUAGAGAGGCAAGCCCACCAGUUGCUGCUGCUGCUGCAUGCAGACUCGCCGCAGCAGCAAAAUCUGCUCACUGCAGCAGCAGCAGCAAUGAGGCAGUGUGCGGCCAGAAGAGUGCAGCAGCAGCAGCAGCAGCAGCAUGCCUUAGGCGAUGAACUUUGCUGCUGCAGCAAGGUUCAGGUGCAGCAGCAGCAGCAGCAGCAGCAGGAAGCAGCAAGCGCGCUCUAUCUGCUCUUUCAUGGUUUGCCGCUGCUGCCUCAGUGGGUAGGGCUUAUAACCCGUGAGGUGCCCCUGCUGCUGCAGCUGCUGCUGCAGCAGCAGCAGCAACAGCAGCAGCAACAGCAACAACAACAACAGCAGCAAGUGCUCAGUGCAGAAGUUGCUGCUGCACAAACCCGUGUUGCUGUUGCUGCUGCUCCUAAUGCAUCACCAGAGGGGCAGCAGCUGCUACGUACCGCACUUCACCACUUUUGCUGCACCUUGCUGCUGCUACUGCAGCAGCAGCAGCAGCAGCAGCAACACUAA